Molecule: messenger RNA, 994 nt
Organism: Mesitornis unicolor (brown roatelo)
Lineage: Eukaryota; Metazoa; Chordata; Aves; Mesitornithiformes; Mesitornithidae
Gene: REEP3
Product: receptor accessory protein 3
Exons: 7
Coding region: 8-736 (242 amino acids)
Biological process (GO): endoplasmic reticulum tubular network organization
Cellular component (GO): endoplasmic reticulum tubular network; endoplasmic reticulum membrane; cytoplasmic microtubule
Molecular function (GO): microtubule binding
Source: RefSeq, a predicted model, not a curated record
GUUUGGGAUGCUGUAUCCUGCAUAUUACUCAUACAAAGCUGUGAAGACAAAAAAUGUGAAAGAAUAUGUUCGCUGGAUGAUGUAUUGGAUUGUGUUUGCUCUUUAUACAGUUACUGAAACAAUAACUGACCUAACAGUCUCUUGGUUUCCACUGUACUAUGAACUGAAGAUAGCUUUUGUUAUUUGGCUUCUUUCCCCUUAUACGAGAGGGGCAAGUUUAAUCUACAGAAAAUUUCUUCACCCGCUUCUUUCUUCUAAAGAAAGGGAGAUUGAUGACUACAUCGUACAAGCCAAAGAAAAAGGCUAUGAGACCAUGGUGAAUUUUGGAAGGCAAGGGUUGAAUUUGGCAGCAACUGCUGCAGUGACAGCAGCUGUAAAGAGCCAAGGUGCGAUAACUGAGAAACUGAGAAGUUUCAGUAUGCAUGAUUUGACUACUAUCCAAGGAGAUGAUCCAGUAGGACAGAGACCCUAUCAGACGUUACCAGAAGCAAAAAAGAAAACGAGAGCCUCUGCAAGUGAAUCUUCAGGUUACAAAACUCCACUGGAAAAAAAUCCUGGAGAUGAUAAAACAGAUGAAGAGAUGGAGGGGAUGCAUUCAGAAGAUGAAGUGUUUGCUCAGAGAGGCCUUCGAAGAACUCAGAGCAUGAAAUCUGUGAAAACUAUUAAAGGCCGUAAAGAGAUACGGUAUGGAUCACUGAAAUACAGAGUCAAGAAGAGACCCGCUGUUUACUUCUAAGCGUAUUGCACAAUGCCUGCAAGACAAACUGCUGUAUUAUAAUAACUUGAAUUCAGUGCGUCAAGUGUUAAAGAUCUGUGUGUGAUUCAUAUAAUGAGUAUAUAUGAACAGAUAUGAUAGGACUUGGUUUUAUGAACCUGAGUGGUUGGAUAAAGUGUUACUCUGCUUUUCUGUAACUGCUUAUUGUUUAGACUUAAAUCUGGACAAGUUAUAGUAUGAAUUUCAGCACUCCUUAAAUGGGAAUUAAAUGAGUAACAG